UGACGUCAGGCGCGGGGCGAGCAGAAGUGUCAGAGCCCCGCGGCCGCUCCCUCCUCUCCGCCGCGGGCCCGGCACCGGCAGCACCUCCGGCGGCACCUCCGGCAGCGCCUCCGCCUCCAGAUCUCUAUCAGAAUACCUGAAGCCCAUCAUGUUUUCCAAGCUGAGCCGCCCCCAGAGCCUUGCUGUUCUCUCUCGGGGUCUCCACGCAUCGCUGAGUUCUGCUGCCUCAGUUGCUCCCCAAAAAACUGCUCAAAGGCCCGUCUCCUCCGAGCUCAUCUACGAACGGGAGGCUAAAUAUGGUGCCCACAACUAUCACCCGCUACCUGUUGCUCUGGAAAGAGGGAAAGGUGUUUACGUGUGGGAUGUCGAAGGUAGAAAGUAUUUUGACUUCCUGAGUGCUUACAGUGCGGUUAAUCAAGGUCACUGCCACCCAAAAAUCGUGGAUGCUCUGAAAGCUCAGUCUGAAAAACUGACCCUGACAUCCAGGGCGUUCUACAACGAUGUACUUGGUGAAUACGAGGAGCUCGUCACCAAAAUGUUCAAUUACAACAAAGUUCUUCCGAUGAACACAGGAGUGGAAGCUGGAGAAACUGCCUGUAAACUGGCUCGCAAAUGGGCCUAUACUGUGAAAGGAGUCCCAAAAUACAAAGCUAAAAUUAUUUUUGCAGCUGGCAACUUCUGGGGCAGAACAAUGUCUGCUGUCUCCAGUUCCACUGACCCAUCCAGCUAUGAUGGAUUUGGGCCCUUCAUGCCAGGUUUUGAAGUAAUCCCAUACAAUGACCUCCCAGCUCUCGAGCGGGCCCUUCAGGAUCCCAACGUGGCAGCUUUCAUGGUUGAACCAAUUCAAGGGGAAGCAGGUGUGGUUGUUCCUGACAAGGGUUAUCUCACAGGAGUGAGGGACCUCUGCACAAAACACAAUGUUCUGUUUAUUGCUGAUGAAAUACAGACUGGUUUAGCCAGAACAGGGAAAAUGCUGGCUGUUGAUCAUGAAAAUGUGAGACCUGAUAUAAUUCUUCUUGGAAAGGCCCUUUCUGGUGGCUUAUAUCCUGUCUCAGCUGUACUGUGUGAUGAUGAAAUUAUGCUGACCAUUAAGCCUGGUGAACAUGGAUCCACGUAUGGAGGAAAUCCCUUGGCCUGCCGUGUGGCAAUGGCAGCACUGGAGGUAAUUGAAGAUGAAAACUUGGCAAAAAAUGCAGAAAUAAUGGGUAACCUCCUAAGAAGUGAGCUCAUGAAGACGCCGUCCAAUAUUGUAACCGCUGUGAGGGGAAAGGGGCUGUUAAAUGCAAUUGUAAUCCGGGAAACCAAAGACUACGAUGCCUGGAAGGUGUGUCUGCGGCUCCGCGAUAACGGACUGCUGGCCAAGCCCACGCACGGGGACAUCAUCCGUCUGGCACCACCACUGGUGAUUAAGGAGGAUGAAAUCAGAGAGUGCAUCGAAAUAAUUCACAAGACCAUCCUGUCUUUCUGAAAAAAAAAAACAACGUGGCUUUUACAGUCUGCCUGCUGACUGCUCCGAGGUGGUGUGUUGAAACGUGUUGCGAUGAAGGCCUGCUCUUGAAGCAAUCAUCUCUCAUUCCUUUUAUCUAAAGAGGACUUGUAGCUGUGUCUUUAAAUUAUAGUGGCUUGAUAAAGAAAAUACAGAGUGAUUUAAAGAG
Empidonax traillii (willow flycatcher) is the source of this 1655-nucleotide messenger RNA. RefSeq names its product ornithine aminotransferase (gene OAT). Gene Ontology annotation, cellular component: cytoplasm. Gene Ontology annotation, molecular function: identical protein binding; pyridoxal phosphate binding; L-ornithine transaminase activity. Lineage: Eukaryota; Metazoa; Chordata; Aves; Passeriformes; Tyrannidae. The transcript is spliced from 10 exons. The record is from RefSeq and is a predicted model, not a curated record. Bases 149 to 1468 code for a protein of 439 amino acids.